Messenger RNA from Phytophthora nicotianae INRA-310, 3093 nucleotides. RefSeq lists its product as hypothetical. Gene Ontology annotation, biological process: phosphatidylinositol metabolic process. The coding region runs from base 1 to 3057 and encodes 1018 amino acids. NCBI's taxonomy places the organism in Eukaryota, Oomycota, Peronosporomycetes, Peronosporales, Peronosporaceae. Gene Ontology annotation, molecular function: phosphatidylinositol kinase activity. The transcript has a single exon. The record is from RefSeq and is a predicted model, not a curated record.
AUGGAUCAAGGUGACGCCUUGUCGCUGGAAGGAACGCAUUGCCCCAAGGGGAGUAUGCUGCUCCCAUUGAUGACGUCGGUGGCUUCAUUGAUCGGCUGCUUCUACGUCGUGGGGACUUAUUGGCGAGUGUUGGCACUGCGACAACACCCAGCAGGAAUCAUGUUCGGUAUGAGCUUGUAUGGCGCGAUCUACCAGUUCCUGUACUUGUUGGACCAGGCUUCAGACUCGGUUAAAUGCACAGAUAUGGGUAUCAUUGUGGACUUCUUCCUCACAGGCCAAGAGACGUACAUGCUCAUCUUCGCUAUAGAUCUCCUCUUAGCGUUGAAGAAUCCCUUCUCUGCGUCUAAAGGACAGAUGACCAAAUACCACAUCUUCGGUGGCCUAUGGAGCUUGAUCUGUGCUGUAAUAUCGCACUUCGACACUCGGUACGCUCUUUUCAGCUUCUGUUGGUUAAGCUCCAGUGGAGAUAUCCUCAGUCGCACACACGGUGAGCACGACGGAGAAGAAGCUUCCAACGGUACACUCACUGCAGGAGUUUUCUUCGCCUUGUACAUCGUCGUGGUGUACUGCACAUCGCUCAUUGCCAUUGUACGGACAUGGAAUACAUUUGUAAAGGGCCUUCCAGAUACGUUCCGGACUCGGAAGCGGAUCCAGCGACACCUCAAGUACUAUGUGGGCUGUUACUUUGGCUACUGGACACUGGUGCUGGCAACCUACGCGGUGUUUAGCUUGCUGCCACACUCGAAUUCCGACAGUAAAGGUGGCAUGAAAUGCCGUGUGUGGCAUCUUUUAUCGUGUCUAUUGCUCGCGAAAGGAAUGGUUCAUGCACUAAUCUGGACCAGGACGUCCAAUAUCCUUCGCAUCAUCGAGCAGCUUCGAAGGAAUGGGACAGUUAAUCUGCCUCCUGAAGACGGCAACUGGGACGACAACAUCAACUGGGCGCUUCGACUUGAGAUCCUUACAAACACGACCAAAGGGAUUUGCCAGAGUGUCGAUCGAGCCGAACACCAAGCACGAGCGUCGGCUGAAUCGUCUUUAAGGUCGAUCUCGGUAUCGGACUCUUCGCUGGAAGAGGGAAUUGUUGACAGCUCGUCUGGUCAAAGUGACUAUUGUGAUCGAAAAGAGAGCUACACGCAGAUUGAAGAGCUGAUCUUGGAGAACCGCAACGACAACCGCUCGCAUGGUCCACGGACAGAAGGUGUAGUGUUCAAGGACUUUGCUCCUCAUGUUUUUCGUCGACUUCGAGAGGAGGCUAAAGUAUCGAGUGCCAGCUAUCGAAACUCUUUACAGCAAACCACCAAGGAAAGAGUGAGUGAAGGCAAGAGUGGCGCCUUCUUCUACUUCACGGAAGACCGCAAGUACGUGGUCAAGACGCUCACGAAUGAAGAACUCAAUUUCUUUCUGAGUAUCCUGCCGCAGUACUAUACCUACAUGAAACGACAUCCUGACACGUUCAUGACGCGCUUUUUCGGCUGCCACGGACUCACCAUGUACGGCAAGACGGUGUUCUUCGUGGUGAUGCAGAGCGUGUUUGCUACGUCGCUGCAAAUCCACGAGCGCUUCGACUUGAAAGGAUCCUGGGUCGGUCGACUGGAAGGUCGAAAACCCACGGGUACGAUCGCUACGUGCAAGUUCUGCAACGCUGAGUACACCGUAGGAGGAAGCCACGACCAGCGCUGCAACGUCCGAGGAGAAGGGAAUAUGAACCACCAGUACGACCAAGUGGGCAAAGAUCUCAACUGGAAUAGGCACAUGGCAUUGCCGUAUUCCACCGCACGUGCAGUUGCCAUUCAACUGACAGCCGACUCGGAAUUUCUCUGCAGUAUCAACUGUAUCGACUACAGUCUUCUCGUGGGUAUUCAUCACCGCAGCUUUAACGUCUCGCAUUAUUCGUCCGCCGAUAGUUUCGACUUGCCAAAGCUUGUUCGUCAUGAUAGUAGUUGCAGUAUGAGCAGUCAGUUUCGAGUCUCGACACGAAGUGGCCGCAGCAACAGUAGCGACUCUUCCAUCUUCAGCAACUCCAGCUUCAUUCGCAAUCGCAGUAGCAGCGGUGGCAGCCAAUUCAGCCGGAAUUGCUACUGCUCGUCCAGUAGCAAUAACAUCAAGAAAUCGUUCCACCCCUUUGCACAUGGAGGAAUGAGUGUGGACGAGGUGCACGGACCGGGACUGUACUAUCUUGGCCUCAUCGACAUUCUCCAGCAAUGGAAUCUUCGCAAACGUGUCGAACACUUUGUCCGUGUUUACUUAUUGAUGCAAGAUCGACAUGGCAUCUCGGUGGUGAAUCCGCGACAGUACGCGGAUCGUUUCCAGCAACGCGUGAUCAAGGAACUCAUCUACGACGCUGCUGCCUUGCCCUCACGUGACCACCACGACAGUGUAUCCUUCACGCAACUACAGAUUCAGAACCAGCGCAAUGCUCAAUUGGUCGAGUCCAACCGUACUUUAAGUACCAUGCUGGCGUCCUUGGAUGGGAGUGGAGCCACCUUUACCAGCCAACCAUCAACAUCUACACGGUUAGAAUCCUUCACCAACUUCAUCAUGUCACCAAACGUAGGUGGCAACUCGAUGACAAACUCCCCGUGCACACCACCCAUAGGCACAAAAACAGGAGUGGUUCGUGCAGUGUCAGCGCGUUCAUGGGAUAACGCAAGUUGCUGUAGCUCGAGUGGAGUUGGACGACUUUCGGGUGGCUUGGUGAUGGAGAUCCCUUGCACAGUACCCAUGGUGUAUCCAACAGCUUUAGACACCCUACCACCCCACCUCCGUCGGUCAUUAGCACCGUUGACUCCGUCUCCGCGUACGUCGUCGGAGUUCUCGAAAUCGAGCAACCAACGAUCAGUCUCUGUCGUGUAUACUAGCGGCUCUGAGGCAGCAUCCAGUAAUAGCAGCAGGCAACCCAGUGACAAAAGCAGUCAUAGCAGUAGCAGCAGUGGCACGGUGGUGCACCUGGAAGAAGGUGCGCUACGGGGUCCAUCGAGCCCUCUCGACUAUCGUAUCGUAUGUACACCAACGUUUCCUGACAAGGGAGGGGUAAACGCAGCCGCUCUCUCAGCCUAGAAAUCAUUAUGAAUACCAAUGUGUACGUUUUUGUAG